Molecule: messenger RNA, 4155 nt
Organism: Anguilla anguilla (European eel)
Lineage: Eukaryota; Metazoa; Chordata; Actinopteri; Anguilliformes; Anguillidae
Gene: amigo3
Product: adhesion molecule with Ig-like domain 3
Exons: 1
Coding region: 1584-3107 (507 amino acids)
Biological process (GO): brain development
Molecular function (GO): protein binding
Source: RefSeq, a predicted model, not a curated record
AGAGAGAGCUAGAGCACGAUAGAGAGAGAGUGAGGUACAGGCAGGAACAGUACAUGCGCGCGAGAGAGAGAGACACAGAGAGAGAGACAGGGAGAGAGAGGGAGGGAGUAGUGGAGCUGCACGCUGAACGAGACAGAUCAGAAGCACAGGGAGGGACUUUUCCUGAACAAGAGGGAGGACUGAGUGAGCUGUCUGGGAGUUGGGAAAGCGACAGAAGCAGCAGUAAAGACAGGAGAGUGACACCUCCUAUUCCCCCCACCCGCCCUCCUCUUCCCAGCCGAUACGUCUAGGAUACGAGAGGGAUUCCUGCCAGUCGGACCAGGACGAGCUGAAGGAAGGAUUAAGUUUGGGACUUUGCCUGGAGUCGGAGGGGCCAACACGCUGAGAUCAUCCUGAGACGAGGGGACAGGGUGCCACCGGUGGAGAGGCAUUGAUAUAACAAACAAAAACAACACGCGCGCACACACACACCCACAUACGCACACGCUCACCACCGAGGCUGAGUCCUGCAUGUUCGCUCAGCAAGGACUCCCGCUGCCAAAACUCCCCCCUCCAGCGAUCCUGACUAUCGAUCCGCCCAGCUCCGGACUGCCUGCCUGCCUGCCUGCGCGGACGCUGCUCCUGUCGGUCGCCCCCGACAACCGCGCGACCGACAAGCCAAGCACAUGACUGCGCUAACCCGAGCGGACAGAAUGCUGACUUCUCUCAAUCCGCCCCACACUCGCGCUCAAAGCAGGGUCUGCGGAAGCUAGUGCAGAGCUGAAUUUGGGAAAAAAACUUGCCAGGACCUCCUGCCCCCACCCCAAACGAGGACGUCACGACCGGCACGCCGCCGCAGGCGAUCUCACACGUGCAGAGGUGUCCCCGUUCCCUCCCCAGAGGAUGGGGCGAAAGCAGCGCCCACACCAGGGGUGACCGCUCCCGAGAGCCCCGAGCCCCAUCUCGCUCGCUCAGACGCCUCCCUCCUGGCUCCAGACCGCUGCCAGAGUGCUCCGCGAGACCGGCCAAACUCCAGCCGACCGGGGCGGCGGCCUGAGGAGCGCUCCAGAGUUUCAGCGCGUGCCGCGUGAGGACGCGCCGGGAACACCCAGCAUGCCGGACGUGGAUUCUUCUGGAGGUGCGUACGCCUCGUCGCACUUUGAGUAAUUAAGAGCUGUGAUGUGGAGAGCACGCUCUCCUUUUCUGUGGAAUUACCCAUCCCAUUUUUAGCGUCACACACAUUAACUGCUGGGACCCUGGCCGAUUUGAAAUCACUCUACCGGGAAACUACGUAGUGAUCAUUUUUUUCUCUCAAAAACCUGAAGGGGUGCUUUGCCAGUUGCUGAAUUUGAGACUUCAAUUCUUUUUAUAUCCCCAUUUUCUUUUUGCUCUUUAUUGCAUUUUUUUGCACAAUUUCUUGUGGACUACAAAACCUUUCAGCUUUCAUGUUCUCCCCCCAUAUGUACUUCCCCCAUAUGUACUCCCAUCUGGAAACUUUUUUCUGAUUUGCUGGACAUCCAGCCCUCUGCUCUGAAUUUAAGACCCUGAGUUAGGGAGAGCCCGGCAGCUCCGUCCAUGCCCGGUAGCGCCGUGGUGCCGGAACGAUGAACGUUGCUCAGGGCGUGGCUGGCCCCCUGAUGGUCAGCUCGAUCCUGCUGCAGCUGGCCGGGGUCAGCGGCUGUCCGUCGAGCUGCCUGUGCACCGCCGACAUCCUGAGCUGCGGGGCCCAGGGCCUGGAGCAGCUGCCCGCCCAGAUUCCCACGUACAUCGCCACGCUGGACUUCAGCCACAACCGGCUGGCGCGGCUGGAGGAGGGCGAGUUCGCCGGGCUGCCCCGCCUCGACGCCCUGCGCAUCGCCCACAACCGGCUCACCCGCAUCUCCCCCGGGGCCUUCCGGAACAGCAGCGGCCUCCGCCACCUGGACCUCUCCUCCAACGAGCUCCACGUGGUGGAGCAGCACUACUUCCUGGAGCUGGUGGGGCUGGAGGAGCUGUUGCUCUUCAACAACCGCAUCACCCGGGUGGAGAGCAAGGCGCUGACGGGCCUCAGCAGCCUGCGCAAAGCCUACUUCAGCCACAACCGCCUCACCGACUUCCCCUUCUUCUCCAUCCAGGAGCACAGCCACCCCUCGCUCCACACGCUGGACCUCUCCUCCAACCGCAUGCCCAAGCUGCCGCUGGAGGACAUCGCGGCGCUGCCCGCCGCCGUGCAGAGCGGGCUGUUCCUCCACAACAACACGCUGAUCUGCGAGUGCGCCAUGUACGCCAUGUUCCGGCGCUGGGAGCAGAGGGGCUACGGCUCGGUGCGGGACUACCGGGAGGAGCACACCUGCCUGGUGUACGGGGAGCGCCGCGCCUCUGUGCGCUUCUUCCAGCACUCCCGCUUCUUCCAGAACUGCUCGGCCAAAGCGCAGAGCCUGCCGGGCGAGCCGGCGCUCAGCCUGCUGGCCUACGAGGGCGACUCGGUGCUGCUGGACUGCCGUACGUCCUUCGGGAGAGGGCGGGGCAGGCGCCAGCAGCUGUCCUACCUGUGGGUGUCGCCGGACCAGGAGUACGUGGUGCCGCCCGGUAACAACGGCUCGCUGCGCAUGUUCGCCAACGGCAGCCUGGAGAUCGUGGCGGCCCGGCGGCAGGACUCGGGCGUGUACCUGUGCAUGGCGCUGGACCGCCGGCAGCCGCCCGCCAACGAGUCGCGGGAGGUGAACGUGACGGUGGUGGCGCGGCACGGCGAGGACGAGUCCUUCAACACGGGCUUCACCACGCUGCUGGGCUGCGUGGUCAGCCUGGUGCUGGUGCUCAUGUACCUGUACCUGACGCCCUGCCAGUGCUGGUGCCGCCGGCGCCCGCCGGCCCCGCCGCCGCCCGCCACCGCGCACAGCCCCGGCAACGAGUGCAGCGCCCAGUCGUCCAUCCUGACCCCGACCCCGCCCGCCACCACCGAGGGCCCGGGCCGCAAGGCCAGCGGCAACAGCAAGCACGUGGUCUUCCUGGAGCCCAUCAAGGAGGUGCAGAACGGGCGGCUGAGGGCCACGCUGGCCAUCCCCCCGGACCACCCCAAACUCCAGCAUCCGCGGGGGGACACGGACUCCAUCACCUCCGUCUUCUCGGACACGCCCAUCGUGCCGUAGCUGCGCCGCCCCAGCCUCACCCCCCUCGCCCCUCACGUCUGGAAACGCUGGCCGUGGGGCAUCCGCGCCCCCACACAGCCUCUCGGAGCAGGACAGAGGGAGGGGGGGGGUCCGCAGACAGACGGACGGACAGAAAGACAGACGCACAGCGCGGCCCAGUGCAAACCUGGCUGCCAAUCCCCCGGCAACAAGGCCAGCUGGACUCCAGGGACGAAGGAGACCAGGGUACAGAACCAUUUCAGAGAGAACAGACACUGCUUUUGAUGAGCAUCUAAAAUAAUAAUAAUAAUAAUAAUGAUAAUAAUAAACAGGGUAGAGCUGUCCCUUUAGUACUUCUUCAGCCUUUAGUAAUGUUAGUAACUUUAGCGACCCAUGCUAACUGUCUGACACACAGACAAAAACAAACAGCACCUCCAGUACGGCGCACUUAGCAACUGACUGCUCCUCCCAGUCAGGCUGUUAAAUAGGCCACAGCAGAUUUACAAAUCUCCAGUGGAACCUUAGCAUAGACCAGUACUGUCUAAAACGGAUAUGCCUAUGUAUAAAGUUAUGAAAGAAAAAAAAAAACGCUUUUCUCUAAAGUCUUAUUUGAAGCUCCACUUUUUUAACCCCAGCGUGCUUUCUGCGGCUAACACACUGUUUGCAGGGCAGUGCAGAUUUAAAAACGUACCUGGAAAUGUUAAAAAGAAGAGUAGCUUAAUCAGUGCGAAUGUGAGCAUUAUUUCAUUCCUUUUUAAAUUUCUUUUGGGAAGGGAAGGUAAUUGCAAAACACUGAUCCUUCAAACGGGAGGGAACUGUGCUAUGGCGGCAGUUCUGAUGGAGGAGGGGGAUGACUAGCUCUGGCCUAUGACGGGCAUGGAUGUGGAAAUACUGAGCAGAAAAAAGCUGGACAGUCUUGACAAGUCUGACACUGGAUCUACAGGACAAAGAAAAAGGACGGCUUCUUUCCAUAUGGAAUGUUAUCUCCCUUUUCCCCUCUCACCUUCUACUUCUCUCAUUCCCACCCUUUUCUUAACCUCUUAAUAAAUUUUGCUGCUUUGACCCCAGA